This is a messenger RNA of Mytilinidion resinicola, 2060 nucleotides long. RefSeq names its product SET domain-containing protein. The record is from RefSeq and is a predicted model, not a curated record. Bases 64 to 1665 code for a protein of 533 amino acids. Gene Ontology annotation, molecular function: protein binding. The transcript is spliced from 4 exons. NCBI's taxonomy places the organism in Eukaryota, Fungi, Ascomycota, Dothideomycetes, Mytilinidiales, Mytilinidiaceae.
GAAAUAAAGAACCAAGGCGCGGUGAUUGAAAAGUAACUUUGGGAAGAGGAAAAAGCUAGCACAAUGGGAGUUACAGCGAGCCUACCCAUGUACGCUGUUGAAGAUGUGCCCGGGAAGGGUAAAGGCCUCAUCGCGACUAAGGACAUUCCCAAGGGCACGCGGAUCAUCUCCGAGAAACCCAUUAUCGCUUCGGGUCGACAUGUCGCAGAUAUGGAGCAACUACAGAUUCGCAUUUGUCAGCAAGUUAGCUCUCUAAGCGAAGGCCAGCAACGAGAGUUCUUUUCUAUGGACAAUAUCUAUCCUUACACCAACUCUACAGAGAGGUGGCGCGGCAUCUUUCGAACGAAUGCCCUACGUAUCGGACCGGUUUUAGAUGAAGAGGGUAUUUUUUUCAAAGCAUGCCGGAUCAAUCACGCCUGUGACAAUAAUGCACAAAACUUUUGGAACGAGAAUCUUAACCAGCUCACGAUCCAUGCUGUAAGAGAUAUCCGCAAAGGGGAGGAAAUCACUAUAUCUUACCUGGGCAGUCGCAGAAACCGUCGGGCACGACAGGAAGAGCUUUGGGAGAAUUUCAAGUUUACGUGUUCGUGUCGACUCUGCUCUUUACCGCCCGACCAGAGCAGGGACAGCGAUUCAAAGUUGGAUCGUAUUCAUGAAUUAGAUUGCAUCAUCGAUCAAGGUGGCGUACCAGGGCUCGUUUCAUCUGCCCGGCGGAUGCUUAGCUACAUCGAUGAACAGGUCCGGCUCUGGAACGAACUAACUCCGAACGAAGUCAGCCUGGCUCGGGCAUAUCCCGACGCCUUUCAAAUUGCUAUCGCAAAUGGAGACUUGGCGAGGGGGCGCAUCUUCGCAGAGAGAUUGGUGCCUCUGUAUCUGACCACCAUCGGUGACGACAGCCCUGAGGUGAUUCAGUACAGCAAGCUAGUUCGAGACCCCGCGACACAUGAUUACUACGGCAUGUCAAUGAAGUGGAAGACGACACUGGAUGAAGUUCCGCAGGGACUAGGACCAAAGGAGUUCGAAGACUGGCUUUGGAAGAGGAGGAAGGAAACUGCCCAAGGACAACUGGCAGGUCUUCGCGACCCUGAGACCUUCCCUAGCUUCGAUGAUCUCCCGGACGAGCGCGACUUUGAAUCAAAAUACUUUGAGUGUAGAGAUAUGGCCAAUCGCCGACCGGUGCGUCACUGGUGCUUUCUGGCGGAGAUUCGGGAUUUUGACUUCUUCGUUCGCCUGCACAUGACGGUCAAGGAUUCACAGAUUCAGAAGGGAUAUACGGUUGCGAUUCUGUACGCUGUACGCCAUGCCUUCAUGUCCUGCGAACCCGGUAUCCGCCACGAGAAUCCCCAGAUGAUGAAGAUCUUUCCUUUAUCAUUGGAUAGGUUGCAGAACUUGAGUGAAAAUGUCCAGAAGUUCUCCACGGAGCUUGACGGUGUCAGGAUAUGCCAUGGAUGCGGUAAGAAGGGGACUUCUCUAAAGCAGUGCGGCAAGUGCUCCUCUUUCUGGUAUUGCAACAGGGUUUGCCAAAAAGCCGAUUGGAUUGAAAAAGGGCAUAAGGCCGAGUGCAAGGUGUUGAAAGACCCGGAUUGGCGAGCAAUGCUCCAUCGAAAAUGGGAUGAGUUUAAUGGCCAUGUUCACUUUCCACUCCGCAUCGGGGAGAGUUCCUGAGUGGGAACCGAGGCGCACUCAAAGGGACAGCUAAAUUAAUGGGAAGAUUAAUGGGAGUCUUCUGGACAGUGCAUCAUAAUCUUUUGGGAAGGAUUAUACUACCACGCCAGACCGGCGCUGCGGGAGACGGUGCUAGGGCCUGAGCAUCUAGACACGCUAACAAGUGUAUACUGCCUCGCUCACCUCCUCGCAAGUCGGCAUUGCUACAACGAGUACCUUACUCUGUACGAAAGAGCAUGCGUAGCGUACCACACCGUCCUUGGGAAGGACCAUUCAACCACCCGCGCGUGUUGCGAUCAUUAUACUAAAGCCAAGAUGCACGCAUGGUUAUCACGUGGGCUAGAGAUGCUUGGCAUUAGAAGCUCGAGAUCCUCUGUUGAAUAAAAGGACUGUGU